Messenger RNA from Drosophila guanche, 2021 nucleotides. It is a transcript of the gene Cyp6a22, whose product is annotated as cytochrome P450 6a22. The transcript is spliced from 2 exons. Bases 117 to 1613 code for a protein of 498 amino acids. Gene Ontology annotation, molecular function: heme binding; monooxygenase activity; oxidoreductase activity, acting on paired donors, with incorporation or reduction of molecular oxygen. NCBI's taxonomy places the organism in Eukaryota, Metazoa, Arthropoda, Insecta, Diptera, Drosophilidae. The record is from RefSeq and is a predicted model, not a curated record.
CUGUUUUGCUUGUUUACGUUGCCGCCGACUUUGCUCCCCCGGUAGCUGUUGCUGCUGCUCUAAUCACUGCGUGGAGGCAGCUUUUGAGUGCAGUUGAAAGUGAAACUCUGUGGAGAAUGCUGGAUGUGAUUGCAACGCUGUUGAUUACCCUGGCCAUUGGCUUCUGGUAUGUGCGCACGAGGCUGAGCUACUGGGCGAGGCGUGGGAUCGGACAUGUGAGGCCCAGCUUUCCCAUGGGCAACAUGGAUGGACUGCGCAGGACAAAGCACUUUAAGGAUAUUGUGACACCGCUGUACGAACUGUUCAAGGGCAGCGGAGCACCAUUUGCCGGCAUCUACAUGAUGCUUCGACCCGUGGUUUUGGUUCUGGAUUUAGAACUGGCCAAGGAGGUGUUGAUCAGGGACUUUGCGAACUUUGAGGAUCGUGGCAUGUAUCACAACGAGCGGGACGAUCCUCUGACCGGGCACCUCUUUCGCAUCGAUGGACCCAAGUGGCGGCCACUGCGCCACAAGAUGUCACCCACGUUCACGUCGGGCAAGAUGAAGUUCAUGUUCCCCACCGUGUGCGAGGUGGGCGUGGACUUGGCUGAGGUCUGCGGCGAACUGGCAUCGAAUGCCAUGUGCGGCAUCCUGGAGAUCAGUGAUAUUAUGGCGAGAUACACCUCCGAUGUGAUUGGCCGCUGUGUGUUCGGCCUGGAGUGCAACGGAUUGCGAAAUCCCGAGGCCGAGUUUGCCGUGAUGGGGCGCCGGGCAUUCACCGAACGUCGCCACAACAAGCUGAUCGAUGGCUUCAUCGAGAGCUUCCCAGACCUGGCACGUCGUCUGCGCCUGUGUCAGAUACAUCCGGACAUCACUGAAUUCUAUGUACGCAUUGUGAAGGAGACUGUGAAGCUGAGAGAGGAGCAGGGAAUUGUGAGGAACGAUUUCAUGAAUCUCCUCAUCGAAAUGAAACGGAGCGGCGAGCUCACCCUGGAGGAGAUGGCUGCCCAAGCUUUCAUCUUCUUUGCGGCCGGCUUCGACACCUCAGCCUCGACCUUGGGAUUCGCACUGUACGAGUUGGCCCGGCAGCCACACCUGCAGGACAAGUUGAGGCAAGAAAUCGAUGCUGCCCUGCAACUGCGUGAGGGACAAUUUACUUACGACUCCAUGCAAGAGCUGCGCUACAUGGAGCUGGUCAUUGCAGAAACACUGAGAAAAUAUCCACCACUGCCACAUCUCACGCGCAUCUCCAAGAACUGGUAUGCCGCAAAAGGCCACAGGCACUUCUACAUAGAGCCCGGACAGAUGCUUUUAAUACCUGUGUAUGGCAUUCACCACGAUCCCACCAUCUACCCUGAGCCACACAAAUUCAAACCCGAGCGAUUCAUGGUCGAUCAGCUGGCCCAGCGACCCACCGCCGCCUGGCUGCCCUUUGGCGAUGGGCCACGCAACUGCAUCGGAAUGCGUUUCGGCAAGAUGCAAACGAGCAUUGCCCUGGUUCAGCUACUCAGACGGUUCCACUUCAGUGUUUGUCCACGCACGGCACCCAAAAUUGAAUUUGUCAAAUCGAAUAUACUGCUAUGCCCAGCGAACGGCAUCUACUUGAAGGUGCAAGAGAUAAGCAGCCGCAAAUGAUAGCCAUACUCAUGGACUGCGUAAGAGAUACCCCAAAUAAUUGUGUUCACCAGCGAAUUUCAAACUGAUAUUACUAGCAUACAUACAUAUAAUGUUUUUUAUCAUACCGAAUCGAGCCUCAAACAAAUUCUAUAUCUUGCUGUUACAUUUUGUUGGGCUAGAUUAAAACGCAUAUUGAUUAAUUCGUGUAUUAGGUGUCAGCACUAUCAAUACGUUUAUCAGUUCAGGUAUAACGAAUAUAAUCGUUACCAGGCAAAUUUCAAUGCUGUUAUUUCACAAGCGUAUUUAAAUUCCUGAUCAUUAAGUGAAUUAACCUAUUUUUGUGCAUUUAUUUUUCACUGUCUUAAUUAGUGGAAAGUUUUAUUUAUCUUCACGUUUGUCACGGUCUAAAGCCACCUCCUCAAUCAA